Suillus clintonianus is the source of this 1167-nucleotide messenger RNA. RefSeq lists its product as uncharacterized. The transcript has a single exon. The record is from RefSeq and is a predicted model, not a curated record. The coding region runs from base 161 to 994 and encodes 277 amino acids. Lineage: Eukaryota; Fungi; Basidiomycota; Agaricomycetes; Boletales; Suillaceae.
CCAAAUCCACGCCAAAUACAUAGCACAUUCCAUCAACUAGUCGCUCUUAAAAGUCCAUCUUCCACCAUGCCGUUUUCCUGCUAACAUCCUGUUGGCGACCUUUCCUCGUCGGUUCCAACGUUGAGCUCAACUUUGUACUAUCUGUCUCUUGUAUAGCGACAUGCAUACCCCUUCAUCCUCGACGUCCCACCCUCGUCCUAUUCUAAAACAUCAACAAACAGCUCCGAACUAUGGUCAGGUCAUUGGAUCUCCAGAACGGCUUCAUGCCGUACACUUUCCCCCGUCCCCAACUUUGACUCGAACCUAUUCUGCAUACCCCCCUUCUACAUAUGACCGCUCUCCCAUUGUUGUGGCACCUAAUACAUGUGCUUUACCUGAGCGCGGCUGUCCUGGACGUACUUAUACCCUGGACGGGGACCGUCCAGCAAGCUCGUCGUCUCCAUCAAAACGACUACAGCACGGCAUACACCUUCAUCCUCGUGCCGUGUACAAUCAUCAAUCACAAAUUUCGCCCUCAAAACCGAGUGGCUUUGAUGAUGGGUCGCAGCGCACUCCUUGGCGCAGCUCCCCAACCCAGCCUCCUUUGAUUCCUGACCUCUCCUCGGAGUCGGACCAGAGUGAUGGCUAUCACCCAGAUUCAUACAAUACUUCUUUGAAACCUGCUCCGUCAAUACCAUGGCCUCCUCGUGCUCUAGGGGAUCCCAAUGUCUAUCUAAAGACACCGUCACACAAUCAGUAUGGUUAUUCUAAUAAUAGCCCCAACGUUCACUCGACCCUGCCAUUUCUCCCUUGCCCUCCCACUCCUAGCGACACACAUAAAGUCCGCCGCCAGAGACCAAAGGACCGCCCAUGGGAGCGGGAGCGAGGAAGCAAAUAUGGAGCAUACGUCAUGGAUGAUGAAGCACGCGACAAACCCAGCGUGCACAGGCCAUAUGGAGGCUUUUCAACCUCCGCUUUUGACGGACCCGAGGACAGCUGUUUGGGAGGAUUUUGACGACGAGCGACGAUGAAAUGAGGCUUUUGUUUGGAGGUGCAUAACGACAUUACGACUUCAGUGAUUCGCAUCGCAUACCGCCUGUUACCCGUAAUAAUAAUGGCGUUUAGAUUUCCCCUGUUGUACUGUGUACUCAAGUUACAAGUAUUCGAGAGAUUCAGCAUUGAUAUCUA